AUGACAUCGUUGAGAUUGUUGCUGGUGCUGGUGUUGCUGCAGUUCGCUGGCCUGUUGGCCUGGCAGGACUACAAGGACUAUAAGGUGUUUGAGCUGAAGCCACAAGAUGCCAAUCAGCUGGAGCUACUGCGUCGGCUGGCGCGGGAGCAGCCCCACUGGGACAUUCUGGGCACACGGCGCAGUUACAAUGAGAGCGGAUUGCGUGUCCUGGUGGCGCCCAACCAAGUGAACAGUUUGCUGAAACAGCUGAAGACACAUCACAUAGAACAUCAGCUGCUCUGGAAUGAUAUGUCCUUGCUGCUGCGGCAACAGCGUGCUGAGAAUGAGCUCAGCAAGUCGCGUUCCGCGUUGCCCUUCAUCGAUGUCUUGGGUGGUUUUUAUACGCAUGCAGAGAUCAAUGAGUAUCUGAAGAGCUUGCCCCAGCGAUAUCCGCAGCGUGCGCUGCUCAAACAGUUUGGGAGGAGCUACGAGGGACGUGCUCUGAAGCUGCUGACCAUCAACAAUGGGGAUGGAAGACCGAAUAAGCCGGUGAUCCUUAUCGAUGCCACAAUGCAUGCACGCGAAUGGAUUGCGCCCUCAUUCGCCUUGUACAUCAUUCAGCAGCUGUUGGACCAUAAUGUGGAGCAUGCCGAUCUGCUCCAGGACUAUGAUUGGGUUAUUAUGCCAGUUGUUAAUGCGGAUGGCUAUGAAUUUACUCACACAGACUCGCGCUACUGGCGCAAGACGCGCAAACCCACCUGGGAUCCGGAGAACAUUGGCACCGAUCUGAAUCGGAAUUUUGGCUACGAGUGGGGACACGACGAAGGUUCCUCAGCGGAUCCCGCUGAGGAAAUUUAUCGCGGCGAGCACGCGUUUGAUCAGCCCGAGUCGCAGGUGGUACGCGACGUGCUGCUGCACUACAGCGAUCGCUUGGACUUUUACCUCUCACUCCACUCGUAUGGAAACUAUCUCUUGCUGCCAUGGGGUCACACAAGUGCCUUCCCCUCAAAUUACUUUGAUAUGAUGGAAGUGGCGGAUGCGGGCGCCAUGGCGAUCGUACAGGCUACCAAUGGCAUUUAUAGCUACGGCAGUGGAUAUCAUUUGAUGUACCCUACGUCUGGUGAUUCCACAGAUUAUGCUGUGGGCGUUGCCAAUGCAACGGUGGCGAUAACCAUGGAGCUACCAGCUGGCGGAUUCCUUGGCUUCGAUCCGUGGGUCUCGCACAUCGAAGGCAUUGUCACCGAAAGUUGGGUGGGUGUGCGUGCCAUGGCCCUGGAGGUGAUAAGACGUUACCAGACUCGGUCGUAA
Molecule: messenger RNA, 1287 nt
Organism: Drosophila novamexicana
Lineage: Eukaryota; Metazoa; Arthropoda; Insecta; Diptera; Drosophilidae
Product: carboxypeptidase B
Exons: 2
Coding region: 1-1287 (428 amino acids)
Biological process (GO): proteolysis
Molecular function (GO): metallocarboxypeptidase activity; zinc ion binding
Source: RefSeq, a predicted model, not a curated record